Molecule: messenger RNA, 2645 nt
Organism: Cynoglossus semilaevis (tongue sole)
Lineage: Eukaryota; Metazoa; Chordata; Actinopteri; Pleuronectiformes; Cynoglossidae
Gene: nr2f1a
Product: nuclear receptor subfamily 2, group F, member 1a
Exons: 4
Coding region: 803-2035 (410 amino acids)
Biological process (GO): regulation of DNA-templated transcription
Molecular function (GO): sequence-specific DNA binding; DNA-binding transcription factor activity; zinc ion binding
Source: RefSeq, a predicted model, not a curated record
UAUACAGACAUUCGCGCAGAUCCCCCGUUUCGGGAACAUUGCUCUGCUGGUCCUCCCGUUUAAGCGCAUUCAAUUUUUGAGUCUCUCCUUCUUCUUCUUGCAUAUUCUAUUAGUUGUUGGUGUUUUUUUCCUUUUCUUCCUUUUUUCAUCUUUUUUCCUCUUCGUAUCUCCAUUCCUCCUGCCGGAGAGAGGUGAAACUAUACAUGGGCACUUCAUUUGCCGACGCGCUUAGCUUUCGCUGCCGGGCGAGAUGAUGAGGUUUAUUUAAGAAUAUAGAUGUAAAAAUCCAGCUCUUCAGUCUGUCCUCUCCUCCUGUGCGGCGAAGACGGGAGCGUAAAGGAGCAAGGGGAAGAAAAGAGAAAGGAAUUUAUCUCCGCAGCACUUUGGAUCGCGUGUCUUUCCAGCAAAAAGGUCUCCUUUUUUGACUCGCUCCUGCGUCCAUGUGAAGCGCUCCUGUUUUUUCCUUUGUGGCUAUUUUAUACCAAGCUGCAAUUUGUUACGACUGGACUCGGGUUUUCCUACAAGAUUAGGGAUUCCUGAAUGGCUGACUGCAAUUUACCUUGGAACUGGCCUCCCGAUACUUGCAUAUCCUGAUCGAGUGCCUCUUCAAUCGCCCUCCUGUUAUUUUGAAUGCAUUGAUCGCGCUCUACUCUACUGCUUCAUACCCCCAUAUGAGAUUGCGUGCUCUGAUUUGACUUUGCACUGCCCCGUCUUUUGAGAUCUAUAUUAUUUUUUUCUUCUCCUCAACGCUCCAGUAACACCGGCGACCAUUUCGCUUUAUAGCACUUUCCGUGGCCGAGAUAUGGCAAUGGUAGUUAGCGUUUGGCGAGAUCCGCAGGAAGACGUGGCCGGAGGACCUCCGAGCGGUCCCAACCCAGCAGCGCAGCCGGCGAGGGAGCAGCAGCAGGCGGCGUCGGCAGCGCCGCACACUCCGCAGACCCCCAGCCAGCCGGGACCCCCGUCCACACCGGGGGCCGCUGGGGACAAGGGGAGUCAAAAUUCUGGACAGAGUCAGCAGCAUAUUGAAUGUGUGGUUUGCGGAGACAAAUCGAGCGGCAAACACUAUGGCCAGUUUACCUGCGAGGGAUGCAAAAGUUUCUUCAAGAGGAGUGUACGGAGGAACUUAACAUACUCAUGUCGUGCCAAUAGGAACUGUCCCAUUGACCAGCACCACCGAAAUCAGUGCCAAUACUGCCGGCUGAAGAAGUGUUUAAAAGUGGGGAUGCGCCGGGAAGAGAGAAGGCGGCGAAUGCCUCCAACUCAACCCAACCCAGGCCAGUACGCGCUGACGAACGGGGACCCACUGAACGGCCAUUGCUAUCUGUCCGGAUACAUCUCGUUAUUGCUGAGGGCCGAGCCCUACCCGACCUCCCGGUACGGGAGCCAGUGCAUGCAGCCCAACAAUAUCAUGGGCAUCGAGAACAUCUGCGAGCUGGCAGCUCGUUUGCUCUUCAGCGCCGUGGAGUGGGCGAGAAACAUCCCUUUCUUCCCCGACCUGCAGAUCACCGACCAGGUGUCCCUUCUCAGGCUGACGUGGAGCGAGUUGUUUGUGCUUAACGCGGCCCAGUGCUCCAUGCCUCUGCAUGUGGCCCCUCUGCUCGCCGCAGCUGGCCUCCACGCCUCCCCGAUGUCCGCGGACCGCGUCGUGGCUUUCAUGGAUCACAUCCGGAUCUUCCAGGAACAAGUGGAGAAGCUUAAGACGCUGCACGUCGACUCUGCAGAGUACAGCUGCCUCAAGGCCAUCGUGCUGUUUACAUCAGAUGCUUGUGGCCUCUCGGAUGCUGCUCACAUCGAGAGCCUACAGGAGAAAUCCCAGUGCGCUCUGGAGGAGUACGUGAGGAGCCAGUACCCGAACCAGCCCAGCCGCUUUGGGAAGCUCCUUCUGCGUCUGCCCUCUCUGCGCACCGUCUCCUCAUCGGUAAUUGAGCAGCUGUUCUUCGUCCGCUUGGUAGGUAAAACUCCUAUUGAAACCCUCAUCAGGGAUAUGCUAUUAUCCGGGAGCAGCUUCAACUGGCCUUACAUGUCCAUCCAAUGAUCCCUAAUAUGAAAGUGGAAAAAAAAAGAGAGUGAGAGAGGAAAAAAGGACCAAAAUUCAGCACCCCCUCACCCCGUCCUCCUCUUCCUCCUCCUACUCCUACAAGAAGACUAUAUAUAGGACCUUUUCUGAACAAACUUGGAAGACAUUACUUUUUUCUGUCUUCUGUGACUGUGAUGGAAUACAUAAUGUACAGAAAAAUAUUGGAACUGGACUUUACACCUGUGUAAAUCCGCCCCGUCAUCUUCAAGAACAGUACUCUUCAUUUUGUAAAAUACUAGUCUUUAUUUUCCUUUUUUUUUUUGUAAAAAAUACAAAUAAAAUGAAAAACAUCAUAUGCGCAUUAAGAAAAAAAAAAAGAAUCAAGACUUAGCGGGAAAAUAAUGUUUCCAAGCAAUUAUAAGAAUUGUCCUGUGUCUAUGUACCUCUCUGUUUUGUAUUUUUUCUGGUUCUAAACCAGGGUUUCUGUGAUUCUAUACUAAUAAUUUUUUGAUAUAACCUUUUGCUUCUUAUAAUGAGUGCGAUAUAUGUUGUCGAAGCUAUGUUCUCCAAGAAUUAAAAUUGAAGUGAGGAAUUAAAAACAGAAAAAUAAAGAAAUUUAGACAAAUAA